Megalops cyprinoides (Indo-Pacific tarpon) is the source of this 1839-nucleotide messenger RNA. RefSeq names its product paired box 2b (gene pax2b). Gene Ontology annotation, molecular function: DNA-binding transcription factor activity, RNA polymerase II-specific; RNA polymerase II cis-regulatory region sequence-specific DNA binding. Bases 501 to 1730 code for a protein of 409 amino acids. The transcript has 11 exons. Gene Ontology annotation, biological process: regulation of transcription by RNA polymerase II; anatomical structure development. The record is from RefSeq and is a predicted model, not a curated record. Lineage: Eukaryota; Metazoa; Chordata; Actinopteri; Elopiformes; Megalopidae.
CGCAUCCCAUUCUAGAGGAAACGGGGACCGCAAGACACUUUCGGUGUCUCCAUGUUUUCCCUGUCAUCUUCGUACAUAUCUGAUCGAACCCGAGACCUGACAUCCACAGCCACCGGGAUCUAGGAAUUUCUACAGCAGUUUUAAAAGAGGACGAGAGAAGACUAUUUGAACACAUUUACGAGCGUCUUGUCUCGUUAUUAUGUGGUCAAAAAACAUCUGAACAAAGCCAGGUUUUUGCAAAUGUUCUCGCGUUGUUAGAUGUUUUUGAAACAAGUAUCGGUCAUGUUCUUCACCUGAACCUUCCUUCUAUCCUCGUUGUACGGACUGAUUGACGCAAAGCAACUUUUUAAAAAUAGAAGUUAUCCUCUUAUCGGCUGGCUUCGGAGGCAAACGACUGUUUUUUCCCCUCCUAGCAAUUUUUCGUUUCUUUGAAUUUUAAGCUGCAUUACCAAGGCGAAACGGCGACUUCAGUUGAUUAUCUUUCUUUUCUCUGCUAUCCAAUGGAUAUUCACUGCAAAGCAGACCCGUUCUCAGCGAUGCACCGGCAUGGGGGUGUAAACCAGCUAGGCGGGGUGUUCGUGAAUGGAAGACCCCUACCUGAUGUGGUGAGGCAAAGGAUUGUGGAGCUCGCGCACCAGGGAGUGAGACCCUGUGACAUCUCAAGACAACUAAGGGUCAGCCAUGGCUGUGUCAGCAAAAUUCUUGGCAGCUAUCAAAAGGAUUUUAAAAGAUAUUAUGAGACCGGCAGUAUUAAACCUGGAGUAAUUGGUGGAUCCAAACCAAAAGUCGCAACUCCAAAGGUUGUGGAUAAAAUCGCGGACUACAAGCGGCAGAACCCCACCAUGUUCGCUUGGGAGAUUAGAGACAGACUGUUGGCAGAAGGUAUCUGCGACAAUGACACUGUCCCAAGUGUGUCAUCCAUCAACAGGAUUAUCCGGACCAAAGUUCAGCAGCCUUUCCACCCAUCCCCAGAUGGAACACCCCUCUCCACACCUGGUCACACUAUAGUGCCCAGCACAGCUUCUCCACCUGUAUCCAGCGCUUCCAACGAUCCUGUGGGGUCCUAUUCCAUCAAUGGCAUUCUGGGUAUUCCCCGGUCAAAUGGAGAAAAGAGGAAACGAGAUGAUGAUGGUUCAGAUGGUUCUGGCCCAAACAGUGACUCUCAGGGUAGUGUGGACAGUUUACGGAAGCACCUGAGGGCCGAUGCGUUCACGCAGCAACAGCUCGAAGCUUUGGACCGGGUCUUUGAACGGCCAUCCUACCCAGACGUCUUCCCAACCUCAGAGCACAUCAAACCAGAGCAGGCCAGUGAAUAUUCACUACCAGCUCUGAACCCUGGACUGGACGAAGUGAAACCAAGCCUGUCAUCCAGCGCCAACCCAGACCUGGGCCCCAACGUGUCUCAAAGCUACCCUGUAGGUCGGGACAUGGCAAACACAACCCUACCUGGGUAUCCCCCUCACGUCCCCCCUACGGGGCAGGGCAGCUACCCCACCUCAACACUUGCUGGAAUGGUUCCUGGGAGCGACUUUUCAGGGAACCCAUACAGUCAUCCACAGUACACAACGUACAAUGAAGCAUGGCGAUUCAGCAACCCGGCAUUACUAAUGCUGCAUCCCGAGGCUCGGCACCUCCCACUGCUGCCACUGCCUAUGACCGCCACUAGUUACCAUGGAAACCAAACCAAACUUCAGGACCAUGGCUUCGGCCUCCAUAUCGUACCAGUGUGAAUGGCAUUAAGGUCAAAGGGAUGGUAGGUGGCUCCCAAAUAUCCUGUCUCCUGCUCACAAAAACGAAGGAAGGACAACCAGGGACACCCGAUGACACGACACACACAAA